AUGGGGCUCUCCCGUACCAGUGCAAUUUGGGCAGUAAUUUGGCCUAGCCUUCGAGGGGACCCGGAGACCAUCUGGUCAUUCAUCAUCCCCCUUACUUUAUCGGUGAAGCCCAUGAAUCAGGAUUUAAGAAUGACUUCCCUUUUGACUUACACUUUAAAAUAUCUUCCCAGUACAUCACAAUGGGCCCUCAGAUUUUCUAUGAGACCUCUGAGCUGUUCCUCCCAGUUACGAGCUGCCACAGCUGUCCAGGCGAAAUCGAAGCAAACUUUAGCCAAACCCAACAUAAGGAACAUUGUGGUGGUGGAUGGUGUCCGCACUCCAUUUUUGCUGUCAGGCACUUCAUAUAAAGACCUGAUGCCACAUGAUUUGGCUAGAGCAGCGCUUUCGGGUUUGUUGCAUCGGACCAGUGUCCCAAAGGAUGUUGUUGAUUAUAUCAUCUUCGGCACAGUUAUACAGGAAGUGAAAACAAGCAAUGUGGCUAGAGAGGCUGCCCUCGGAGCUGGCUUCUCUGACAGGACUCCUGCUCACACUGUCACCAUGGCUUGCAUCUCUUCCAACCAAGCCAUGACCACAGCUGUCAGCUUGAUUGCUUCCGGCCAGUGUGACGUGGUCGUGGCAGGCGGUGUAGAGUUAAUGUCUGACGUCCCUAUUCGCCACUCAAGGAAAAUGAGGAAGAUGAUGCUGGAUCUCAGUAAAGCCAAGACUCUGGGUCAGCGACUGUCUUUAAUCUCUAAAUUCAGAUUGAAUUUCCUGUCACCCGAGCUUCCAGCAGUGGCCGAGUUCUCCACCAAUGAGACCAUGGGCCACUCUGCAGACCGACUGGCUGCCGCCUUUGCUAUUUCUCGGCUGGAACAGGAUGAGUAUGCACUGCGCUCACACAGCCUGGCCAAAAAGGCACAGGAUGAAGGACUCCUUUCUGAUGUCGUGCCCUUCAAAGUACCAGGAAAAGAUACAGUUACUCAAGAUAAUGGCAUUCGUCCUUCCUCCUUGGAGCAAAUGGCCAAACUAAAACCUGCAUUCAUCAAGCCCUAUGGCACAGUGACAGCUGCAAAUUCUUCUUUUCUGACCGAUGGUGCAUCUGCAGUGCUGAUUUUGGCAGAGGAAAAAGCUCUGGCCAUGGGUUAUAAGCCGAAGGCAUAUUUGAGGGAUUUCAUGUACGUGUCUCAGGAUCCAAAAGAUCAGCUUUUACUUGGACCAACAUAUGCUACUCCAAAAGUUUUAGAAAAGGCAGGAUUAACAAUGAAUGAUAUUGAUGCUUUUGAAUUUCAUGAAGCUUUCUCAGGUCAGAUUUUGGCUAAUUUGAAAGCCAUGGAUUCUGACUGGUUUGCACAAAACUACAUGGGUAGAAAAGCCAAGGUUGGAUCGCCUCCUUUGGAGAAGUUUAACAUCUGGGGUGGAUCACUCUCCCUGGGGCACCCAUUUGGAGCCACUGGCUGUCGGUUGGUCAUGGCAGCUGCCAACAGAUUACAGAAGGAAGGAGGCCAGUAUGGGUUAGUUGCCGCCUGUGCAGCUGGAGGGCAGGGCCAUGCUAUGAUAGUGGAAGCUUAUCCAAAAUAAUAGAUCAAGAAGAGGUGACCUGGAGUUUCUGUGCAACACUCACCCUAGGCAAUGCCAUUUCAAUGCACUACUCGGUGACAUCUAUAGUUCCUAGCUCCUCUUAGGGAAACAAAAUUUGUGGCCUUCUGUUAAGUACUUUGCAGUUAAGCCUUGCCAGUGUUCUGAGCUUUCCAAUAAUCAUGGCUUAUUACUCUUUCAGGAAUUUCUUAGUUACCAGAAUCUCUCAACAGUGAUAAGUUUAAGCAAUUGUGUUUGGUCUCUAUUUUUAUGAAAGACUGAAUGAGUGGCUGAGAUUUGGAAUCACCUUUGUAACAUUUGCAAAUUAUAGCUCAUUCCUAUUUGUGACCUAAAGAUAAACGUUUUCUAUAAAAUACAAACCAAUGUGCCUAAAUUUAACUUAAUUAUGGAAAGGUAAUUCAGAAUCUAAACAUCACUGAAAAUUUACAGUAAAUGUUUAGAUAUAUAAAUACCAUGUUGGUUAACCUUAAUAAAGUAGAGAAGUAUU
This is a messenger RNA of Lipotes vexillifer (Yangtze River dolphin), 2062 nucleotides long. It is a transcript of the gene HADHB, whose product is annotated as hydroxyacyl-CoA dehydrogenase trifunctional multienzyme complex subunit beta. The record is from RefSeq and is a predicted model, not a curated record. Gene Ontology annotation, cellular component: mitochondrion. Lineage: Eukaryota; Metazoa; Chordata; Mammalia; Artiodactyla; Lipotidae. Gene Ontology annotation, biological process: fatty acid beta-oxidation. The coding region runs from base 1 to 1557 and encodes 518 amino acids. Gene Ontology annotation, molecular function: acyltransferase activity, transferring groups other than amino-acyl groups. The transcript is spliced from 17 exons.